UUGGUCGAGCUGCACGUGCACGUCAACCAGAAGGCUUACACUGCGCAGUAGAGGUCCUGUGAGUGCCAGGGAAGAAGAGGCACAGGAGGAUGAUUUAUCUAAAAAGCAACAGCCUCAGAGUGACGCAUUGCACUCUAUCCCCUUUACAAGAAAUAGGUACAAGAAAGUGGAACAGGCUUCAGAGGGUAUUUCUCCAAGGAGGUCGCCAUGUGUCACGAGUGCAGAGAAAUCGCCAGGAGCUCUUCGUUUGAAGGAGAAAGCUAUCUGUGGUAUACCCCUCCCACAGGAAGAAGAUAUGAAUGAAAACUCAACGCUGACAGGGAACAGUGAUCUUCCCAAGCUGUGGCUCACUGAAACACCUGCUGCAAAAUCGGAGAAGGACGCCAAGAAGCCUUUUCUCAGGAAAUCACUGCGUAUUGCCAAGAUGCUGAACCUAAGCACAUCAGUUAACAUUGACUCCAGUUGUAUGCCUGAUAGUGGCACCAAAUCAGAGGAGCAUGUGGAUGCCAGUUGUGAGCCAACUAUGAUGAAGCAAACCGAAAUGCAAAGUCCAAAGAAGAAAGAGAAGACUGAGGCAAUCAAAGUUGAUCAAGAAAGCCCGGAUGAGGGUAAAGUCUUAAGGCGAUCGUCCCGUGUCUCUGUCACUAGCCCCAGCUCUGUGCGUGAGCGUGAGUCUUUGUCAACGAAGUCCAAGUGUAACAAAGAGUUGCAAAGUGAAAGUGGCUCAGAUGGUGCCAUGGCCGCAGACUCCAAGCACAGUUUUUCAGAUAAGGAAGUACAGACGGUGAUUUGGAAAAUCACAUUAGGAACUGAGGAAGAAUUGACGCCUCAAGACCCAGAAACAAAAGACGGACUGUUGCUGCAAGAUACCGGGGACACCACCUCCACCUCCCCUGCUCUCAGAAAGGGUGGGGACACCUCCUCCUCCUCCUCCACCCCCCCCAGGAAGGCCAGGGUCGCCUCCUCAUCCCCCUCCCCUAGAAAGACCAGGGUCACUUCUUCCUCCUUCCCCUCACCCUCCAUCAGCAAGGUUGUGGUCACCUCCUCCUCUCCCAGUAAGGCCAAAGAUGUUUUCUCCUCCAUCCGCUCCACCAGGAGGACCGGGGUUGUCUCCUCCUCCUCUCCCUCCCUCAGGAAGGCUAAGGAUGUCUCCUCGUCCCCCUCCCUCAGGAAUGCCAAGGAUGUCUCCUCGUCCCCCUCCCUCAGGAAGGCCAAGGAUGUCUCCUCGUCCCCCUCCCUCAGGAAUGCCAAGGAUGUCUCCUCGUCCCCCUCCCUCAGGAAUGCCAAGGAUGUCUCCUCGUCCCCCUCCCUCAGGAAGGCCAAGGAUGUCUCCUCGUCCCCCUCCCUCAGGAAUGCCAAGGAUGUCUCCUCGUCCCCCUCCCUCAGGAAUGCCAAGGAUGUCUCCUCGUCCCCCUCCCUCAGGAAGGCCAAGGAUGUCUCCUCCUCCCCCUCCCUCAGGAAGGCCAAGGAUGUCUCCUCCUCCCCCUCCCUCAGGAAGGCCAAGGAUGUCUCGUCCCCCUCCCUCAGGAAGGCCAAGGAUGUCUCCUCGUCCCCCUCCCUCAGGAAGGCCAAGGAUGUCUCCUUGUCCCCCUCCCUCAGGAAUGCUAAGGAUGUCUCCUCGUCCCCCUCCCUCAGGAAGGCCAAGGAUGUCUCCUCGUCCCCCUCCCUCAGGAACACCAAUGAAGUCUCCUCCUCCCCCUCCCUCUGGAAGGCCAAAGACGUUUUCUCCUUCCCCUCACCCAAGAAGACCAGGGAAACUGCCUCCUCCUGCUCACCCAGGAAGGCCGUGGGCACCGCCUCCCCAGCUUCCGCACUAAAGGCCGGAGACACCACCUCCCCCUCUUCCCCCCUGAACGCUGGGAAAACCUCCUCCUUUCCCUCUCCCUCCCCGCUAAAGGCCGGGGACACUGCCUCCCCCCUCUUCCCCCUGAAGGCUGGGGAACCUCCCUCCUCCCCCUCCCCCUCAACCCUAAAGGCAGGGGACACUGCCUCCUCCCCAUCGCCCCUGAAGACUGGGCUCACUGCCUCCUCCCCCACCCCCCUAAAGUCUGAGGACACUGCCUCCUCCCCCUCACCCCUGAAGACUGGGCUCACUGCUUCCUCCCCCUCGCCCCUGAAGACUGGGCUCACUGCCUCCUCCCCCUCGCCCCUGAAGACUGGGCUCACUGCCUCCUCCCCCUCUCCCCUGAAGACUGGGUUCACUGCCUCCUCCCCCUCCUCCCUGAAGGCCAGGCACAUUGCCUCCUCCCCCUCCCCCAGGAAGACCAGCUCCCACAGGAAAUCUCAGGAGUCUGCUGCUAAGAAAAUGCCUCUCAUCAAAACCUGGAACCUCAGGCGUCAGAGUCUUAAAUUAGGAGAUGUGCCAUCAAACGCUGAGGAGAAAGUUGACACUGAACCUCCAACUACGAGUGUAGUAAGCUCAAGAGAAGAGGUGGCGGACAAGGAGGAAAGGGAGAAGGCUGAAGUAAAGGAAGCUGAUAAGAUCAUCAAAAAAGCAAAUGACCAGGUGACAGAGGUUCCAGAAGAUUUGGGUCAAGAAACGCAAGAGAAACCUAUGGAAAAGCGUAAGAAGACAACCAAAUCAGGUGACAAAGCGAUGCAUCAGCUGAUUAUGAGUAACCUGGAUUCCUCAAAGACAUUCGGUGAGCUUCAAAUUGCUGUCAUACGUUUCUUCAUGGAAAAACAGUUAUCCAUCACUUCAGUCGGCAUCAGAAAAUCCAGAAAGCAUGGCCAUGUAACAUUUCUCACCAGGAAAGAUCUUAUCCAAGCAUUGCAAAGCAAUGGCGAGGAAUUAUUGGGCCGCCCUUUGCAAUUGAUUAGACCUGAAUGGAUUGAGACGUCUUUGGCAACUGAUCAUGGGAAGAAACGAAAGCUGACGGAAUUAGACCAGGAGUCUGCGGUCCCAUCGCUGGCAAAGAAAAAACGAAUUCAAAAGUCUGCUUUAAUUAAGAGCAGGAAGAAAAGUCCACUUCUCAUAAGGAAGAGAAAGUCAUCAGUUGUUUCAGCAAAGAAAAGUAGGAAGAAUUCUCUGUCUCCCAUUGAGAAGGAAAAAUCAAUAACAGAAGUGGAGAAAGACGGUGAGCUGAAUAAACCUCUUCAAAAGAAGAAGAAAAAGAAGAAAGUUCAGGAAGAAGGAGAGAAAAAGCAAGUGGAGGAAUGCUUAACUCUUCCGUCUUCACAGAAGAAAAGAAAACUGGAAGAAACAAUUUUAGAUGAGAGCGAGGACAAAGCAGCUCUGCUUCAGAAGAAAAAGAAGAAAAAAUUAGAAAAAGCUCUUGUGAAAGAGGAAAGAGAAGUGGAAAAAGGGGAUGCUUGCCUUCCACCAAAGAAGAAAAAGAAAAAGCAUCAGGAGAUGGCUGAUUUAAACAAGGAAAAAGAUGGGAAAGAGGAAGCUGCCCCCCAAAAGAAGAAAAAUAAGAAGGCUUCCUGGUGUCUUUACCUGCAGAACAUUGGGUUCCAGCAGAAACAUUCUAAGAUAAAGGCAUCUAUUGGCAGUUUUCUAAAGGAAAAGUCUAUUAACUACAAAGAGAUUGUACUCCAUCCUUCCAGAUGUUCUGCUUGCAUUGAACUGCAUUGUGAGGAAGAUGUGGACAAGGCAUUGAAACUUGAUGAGUGCAGGAUCAUUGGGGAAGCAGUAAAGAUGAACAAAGUGGUGAAACUGGGAGCUCUGGAUGCUGAAAGUCGAAGGACGCUGUACAUUAGAAGUCUUCCAAGAGAAGUGUCUGCCAAGAACCUUAAAAAGCUAUUUGAGAAAGUUGCUGGUGUUUGGAUACAGGAGAAUCAGAAAAGCACCAAGAGGUUUGCCUUAAUUGCAUUCAAAACAACAGAAGCAGCAGAUGGUGCCCUAAGUAAAAGUGAAAUUGAAUGCAAGGGAAGUCUAAUCCAAUUGCAAUCCGUGCAUCAGAGGAGCAGAGAGAAAAAGAAGAUUCUUAUGGUGAAGAACUUCCCUCGUCCAUUGAGUAAGACGUAUCUGAAGUCUCUGUUUACUGAUGCUGAGGAUAUCCGAGUCUCUGAAAAAAAUGACCGCCAGGCACACGGAAUUGCUUAUAUAGAAUACAAGACAGCCAAGCAAGCCAAGGCAGCCCUGAAACGGUUCAAGGAAAAGGGGGUUCAGGGGCAAGUGAUUCAAAUCGACUCUCUAGAGGUAAAAAAAGAGAAGCCAGAAAAGAGUCUCCUUCAAGGGACAGAGGAAGAGAAACAAGAAAGGAAAAUCACUGAAGCAAAGAAGGAAGGAAGCCUAGAAAGGAGACUUUCUGCUCCCUGUGACUCCCUGUUUGUGCAAAACUUGUCAUCAAAAGCGACACUGGACGAUUUGAGGUCAACCUUCAAAGGUUCCACAGGUGCCAAGAUACAGUCUUCAAAAAAGCAGUAUUAGCUGAAUAAUGGCCCAAGACAGAAGGAAGUGAAAAGUCAAGAUUGUAACCAAUGUUUCAAUUAUAUGUCUGUGCUCCCAACUGUGAGACUUUUUGGGUCUUGCUGCUUGUCAGCUGGAACCCUGUUUUCAAUUGAGAUCUACAAUGAAGACUCCCCUGAAUCUGAGGUCAUCUUAUUUCAACCUCACAUUUUUAUGGUUGUGUGGCAUGCCCGACCGAUUGUGUCCUUACCUGUUAUUUCUCCAGUUACCCACAGCCUUUUCUCAAUUUACAGAAGGAUGUGUUCCUGGAAAAAUGCUUUAAGCAAAACUUUGUAAAUUAAGGCAGCAAAAUGUAUAACAGGCAUUUUGCUCCAGUGGAUUCUAACAUACAGAGAGCAGCGCAUUGCUAAAAGACCAAAGAGUCGUGGUGUACAGUGAGAAUUCGUAAAUCAAGGAAUCACUGUAUUGCAAUCUCUAUAGAGCAGCAGGGCUGCAUUGGUUGGGAAUCCUGAGGGAAUCUGCCCCAGAUGAUGAGAGUUGUGGCACUGGGUGUAAUGAUUGCUGGCUCGUGCAGAUCCCAUGAACAAUACUUACAUUGACAAUUUGCAAACCAGAAAUGAUUAUCAAGAUCAAAGAUGGAUUUCCUGAGGGGAAAACCCAUUUUCUCGGUGUUGUUUUCAUCCAAUCUCACUGGCAAGAUGGGUUAGUAAACCUAAUAUUACAGUCCACAUACAGGAGAUGAUAGCAUCACAGACCAAGAAGGAUGUAUUCCUGAUUCCCUCCUUAUGAGGUAAAAUGUGAGCCAUGGAUCCCCCUCUUGGUUGAUAUCUGGUCAAGAUUAACUUACUUAAGCCUAUUGUCCCGACUGGGGCAUAGGCCAUUGACAGCAGUUCGCCACAGAGUCUUCUGUCCUAAGCCAGUCUUCCAAGUUGUCCCCAGCUUUGAAGAUCCUUCCUGUCCCAGGGAUGAGGUCUUUGGAGGUUCUGUUGGGUUUUUAUGGGAUGGAGUCAUGAGCCCCAUGCUCAGCCCUCUCCCUCUCACAACCGAGCUUGGGACCUUCCAUAGUGGAGUUGGUCAAGAUUAAACAUGACUUUUAAUAUUGUUUAGGAUCAAUGAUGGAUGGGCUAAUAGGUGACUGGCUGGUUAAACCCUUACUUUAUUUUCUGUGGUUUUAUUUUCUCUGAAGUAUUUGUUUCUCCCCAAGAACCUUUGCCUUUUCCCACCUGUGUUCAAAGCUCAGUUCACUUAACUUUGAUGUAUUGGACCACACCUUAACAUCAGUCACUUUCAUCCAUCGACCUGUAUUUAAUACGCUCUUUUCAGGAUCACUGCCUGACCCUGGGGUGGUGUGUGUAGAAUUUGCACGUCAUUCAUAAGAUCAAGUGAGUUUCUCCAGUUUCUACACACAUCUCAAAGACGUGCAGGUUGGUUGGUUAAUUGGCUACUGUGUAGUGUUGGUGAGUAGUAAAACUGAUGGGGACAAUAAGCUACAGGGCAAAAUUUAUGUGUGUGUGUGUGGGGGGGGGUGGAAUUAGUAUUGCUUUGUGAGCUGGCAGAGACUGAUGGACUGAAUGUCAAGAGCAAAUAUGAAUAUGAAAGAAAUACAAAUUAAGCCAUUUCUUAAAGGCAGAUAGUUUUUAAAAAGAAAAUGUAAAUUUAUUUUAUCUUUGACUUGACAUUGUCUCAGUUUUUGAACUAGGUCAACAUAUAAUUACGGUUAUAGAUGGAAAACUGAUUAGAUACUGGUUUCAUUAAAAAUAAGUUGAUGUGUAUUGUCUUU
Messenger RNA from Mobula hypostoma (lesser devil ray), 6134 nucleotides. RefSeq lists its product as uncharacterized. The record is from RefSeq and is a predicted model, not a curated record. Bases 296 to 4375 code for a protein of 1359 amino acids. Gene Ontology annotation, cellular component: cytoplasm; ribonucleoprotein complex; nucleus. Gene Ontology annotation, molecular function: mRNA binding. The transcript is spliced from 30 exons. NCBI's taxonomy places the organism in Eukaryota, Metazoa, Chordata, Chondrichthyes, Myliobatiformes, Myliobatidae.